Oncorhynchus keta (chum salmon) is the source of this 3001-nucleotide messenger RNA. RefSeq names its product adhesive plaque matrix protein-like. The transcript has 7 exons. Bases 66 to 2936 code for a protein of 956 amino acids. The record is from RefSeq and is a predicted model, not a curated record. NCBI's taxonomy places the organism in Eukaryota, Metazoa, Chordata, Actinopteri, Salmoniformes, Salmonidae.
UUCUACCAGAGACCUCAGUGAACUCGCGUAUAGGCGCAAUUGCACAGACUUUUGUGUGUAUCACCAUGCGAAAAACGAUUAGAGAUGUGAUGUCGUGUAAACAUCCUAUAUUGUAUUUUACGGUGAUGGCAACGAUUAUCUCUGUGUUAACCCCUUGCUAUGGCCAGAUUCCAGACGCAAGCAUUUCAAUGCCAAAUGCCAAAAUUCAUCCGACGAUUGUCCGAUCCGGGAGGCUUGUAGUUGGGAAUAAAUUGGUCCAACUGAGAAGGGUGGGUUUCGAAGUAACCAAUGAUGAAUCCGCCGCUUCUGACCGCAUCAAGACUCAAAACGGAUCUCUUGCAUUUGAGGCUGGUAAUCGGGCUGGACAGCCUGCAUCACAAGAAUGGCACAAGUUGGAUGCUAAACUCCAGCACAUGGGGCCAUCAGUACAGUGUAGCAAUGAAACAAUGACUCUUCGGGUCAAAGGGGGAAGAGCUCCACAUUUUCUGGUCGACGGCGGUGAUGGGUCUCCUGUUCUUCCCCUGUCCCGAAUGCCAACUCACUGUGGCUUCUCUGUGAAGCGGUCACGCAGGGAUGUGUUCUUUGUCGCACCAUACCAAGGCUGCCAUGUCACUCAAGAGGGGGGUAACUAUGUUCUACCACUCCGUCUGUGGGGGGCUCCCAUGACCAUGUCUUGUCCUGUUGCACCACCCCCCCCUCCCUCUGUCUCUUGCUAUUUAUCUGGCAUGGUGGUGAAGCUUUCCAUGGCAGCGAAUGCUCUUCAAGUCAAAGUGUCUGGUGUGUGGGAGCCACUUCUCGCAAUCACCCAGCAAUGUGGCUUAACUAUUGAGCCAUUCUUUGGAGGGGUGGUGAUCACUGCACCAUAUACAGGACCCUGUGUGGCAUUGGAGGAUGAUGAGCGUUUGCUUUUUAUGCUCUCGGUUGCUGGGGAGCUCACCCUCUCCUGUCCUGCAGGCCUCCCUCAAACUGAACCUGUUACGUCUGGAUACCCUCUGUUCCACCAGUGGUCCCAGUACCAUUUCCCUCCGUAUCCCCCCCAACCACCCUCGUCCCCAACAGUAGCCACUACCAUGUCUAAACAAACACAUUCCCCUAAACCUUCUAGCCAGGCCAUGCAUAUGCCACGUAAAGGAGACCCCCAGGUCCCACAAACACCUGAAUUCCACCCGUUUCACCCAUACCAUUUUCCUCCAUAUCCCCCUCAACAACACUAUUUCCCAACAUCAGCCCCCACUACCUCACCUAAACACACACAAUCCCCUCAACCUGUCACCCAGGUCCUGCAUAUGCCACCUCAAGGAGACCCCCAGGUCCCACAAACACCUGAAUUCCACCCGUUUCACCCAUACCAUUUUCCUCCAUAUCCCCCUCAACAACACUAUUUCCCAACAUCAGCCCCAACUACCUCACCUAAACACACACAAUCUCCUCAACCUGUCACCCAGGUCCUGCAUAUGCCACCUAAAGGAGACCCCCAGGUCCCACAAAUGCCUGAAUUCCACCCGUUUCACCCGUACCAUUUUCCUCCGUAUCCCCCUCGACGCUAUUUCCCAACAUCAGCCCCCACUACCUCACCUAAACACACACAUUCCCCUCAACCUGUCACCCAGGUCCUGCAUAUGCCACCUAAAGGAGACCCCCAGGUCCCACAAAUGCCUGAAUUCCACCCGUUUCACCCAUACUAUUUUCCUCCAUAUCCCCCUCAGCAACACUAUUUCCCAACAUCAGCCCCCACUACCUCACCUAAACACACACAAUCCCCUCAACCUCCAUAUCCCCCUCAACAACACUAUUUCCCAACAUCAGCCCCCACUACCUCACCUAAACACACACAAUCCCCUCAACCUGUCACCCAGGUCCUGCAUAUGCCACCUAAAGGAGACCCCCAGGUCCCACAAACACCUGAAUUCCACCCAUUUCACCCGUACCAUUUUCCUCCGUAUCCCCCUCGACGCUAUUUCCCAACAUCAGCCCCCACUACCUCACCUAAACACACACAUUCCCCUCAACCUGUCACCCAGGUCCUGCAUAUGCCACCUAAAGGAGACCCCCAGGUCCCACAAAUGCCUGAAUUCCACCCGUUUCACCCAUACUAUUUUCCUCCAUAUCCCCCUCAACAACACUAUUUCCCAACAUCAGCCCCCACUACCUCACCUAAACACACACAAUCCCCUCAACCUCCAUAUCCCCCUCAACAACACUAUUUCCCAACAUCAACCCACACUACCUCACCUAAACACACACAAUCCCCUCAACCUGUCACCCAGGUCCUGCAUAUGCCACCUAAAGGAGACCCCCAGGUCCCACAAACACCUGAAUUCCACCCGUUUCACCCGUACCAUUUCCCUCCGUAUCCCCCUCAGCAACACUAUUUCCCAACAUCAGCCCCCACUACCUCACCUAAACACACACAUUUCCCUCAACCUGCCACCCAAGCCCUGCAUAUGCCACCUAAAGGAUACCCCCAGGUCCCACAAAUGCCUGACUUCAAAAUGUUUUACCCGUACCAUUUUACUACACAUCUCCCUCAACCUUAUUUCCCAUCAGCCUCUACAACCACACCAAAACAAACAAAUCAGGCCCUGCAUAUGCCACCUAAAGGAUACCCUCAGGUCCCACUGAGUUACCAGUUCCCCCAAUACAAUUUCCCAGGGUUUUUCCCUCAACGCUCUGUCCCAAGAGCACCCCCCAUAGCCAGGCAACUGAAUAACCCCCAGAAAUAUCAUUACUCAGAUUCCUCCUACCGUCAAAAGUCAGCCACUCCUUCAGUAACUGCUAGCACUAUCCCUGGCACCACACCCCAGGCCCAACCCAAGCAGCCCUUCAUGCAAUAUGACCAGUACCCGAUGGUUCGCAGCUGGAAUCCGUAUGCUUCUGCUCUGUUCCCACCCCAUUAUGGAACGGCGCCGUAUCAUUAUCAAGGGCCUAGGGAGUAACUUAUGGUGGAAUCUACAGUUUCCAGCCAUUACUUGUGAAGUGUAAAAUAAAUUCACUAAAUGUA